Molecule: messenger RNA, 633 nt
Organism: Saxophila tyrrhenica
Lineage: Eukaryota; Fungi; Ascomycota; Dothideomycetes; Mycosphaerellales; Extremaceae
Exons: 2
Coding region: 1-633 (210 amino acids)
Source: RefSeq, a predicted model, not a curated record
AUGGCGGACCUCUCACAGGUCAAGCCCUGCGUCAUCUUCCCAAACGGCUUCCCAGGUGUCGGCAAGCUCACCAUCGCUCGCUCCAUAGAAGAGAAGCUCCAACACUUCCGCAUCUCUUCCAGGCUCGUGGACACUCAUCUCCUCGACGACGCCGCGAAAGCCAUCCACCCUUCUACGCCACGCAAAGGCAGCGACAAUGUUCAACAGGCUGUUCUGUUGGACCGCUUGCGCAUGGUUGUUCUCAAAGAAUUGAAGACACUCCCGACGCAAAACACAGUCAUCAUCAUCAACGGUGGUCUCUCGAUGGAGAAGUGUGAUGUUGCUGUCUUUGCCGAUUACGUGGACGUCGCUCGCGCUCGUGGGAUCCCAUUCUACGCAUUCACCAUCGCCUGCGAGCUCGAGGAGCAUCUCACCCGCGUGCGGACGGCAAGCCGUUGGAUGCGGAUGCAGUUGACCAUUGCGGAGCUGUACAAUGUCUCCAGGAAAAACCGCGUGCUGGAUCCGACUGAUGAGAGCGUGGUCGGCCGUUUCGACAAAGUUGUCAAGUUGCGGCAUAGAGUAGUUGAUACGACGGAUCUGAGUGUGUAUGCGAGUUCCGAGCGGGUUCUGGGUGCCAUUGUAGCGGAACAGUAG